AUGUCAGUAGUGGGCGUGUUGUCGGUCGUCUCCUGCGACAUCUUCAACAGCGCCAUCGAGAGGAAAAUAAACGAGACCUUGAGAACUAUCACGAGCAACACGUCGGACACGGCCCUGCUGCUGGACAUCGACACCUUCGUCAGUUAUAAUGGACUGAGGGGUGGAGACAGCUCCCCGCGCUCCUCCGCCUCGGAGACUCCGCCACACAACGACACUAAGGGAAGCUUGAGAAUUUAUCCGGUGUACUUUUUUUCCUAA
Messenger RNA from Danaus chrysippus (African queen), 258 nucleotides. The record is from the annotation of a GenBank genome assembly. Lineage: Eukaryota; Metazoa; Arthropoda; Insecta; Lepidoptera; Nymphalidae.